Messenger RNA from [Torrubiella] hemipterigena, 4037 nucleotides. The record is from the annotation of a GenBank genome assembly. Lineage: Eukaryota; Fungi; Ascomycota; Sordariomycetes; Hypocreales; Clavicipitaceae.
GCGAUAAGAUCCGGACCCAGCGGUCCACUUUUAUUUUGGCGACAGUCAUCGUCACUUUGGCUUCCGUUAACUUUUAUCGUCUCCGCAUCCCAUCAAAGCGAGCCUCUGUGCCAGGCACUCCCAUCUCUGCCAAACACAAAUGGAAGGCGACCCCGCUACCAGCGCAGAGCCUGUUCGCUUCCGUGUCGGCAAGAAGCGCAAGGCAUAUCGACAGCGCGUGGAGGAGGACGUUGGCCACGCGGCAGACCAAGGGCCUAGCGACAGUGUGCCCGUGGAAGCACAAGGUGUAGAAACCGAUAAAGGGGACAGGGAAGAGGAUGAAGGCGAUGCUAUUCAAGCAGCACUUAAGCUACGCAAUGCGCGGCGCGGAAGGCUGCAAGGCGUGUCCUUCACGGCAAAUUCACAGAUUGGCGCGCAUGGAGAGCAGUCCCUGGUUGUGCGCCAGCCUGAAGAGCUAGCAAAAGGUAUCCCAGAUAGGUUUACGCACCAGACGGGCUUAGCUAUGGAGCUAAAUGAUAAACACAUGGAACAAUAUAUCGAAUCGCGCCUCUCCAGUCGCACCGCCGGAUCUACGACUGAACAUGUGACGGCCCCUGACGCCGCAUCUUCAAAUACUUCGGGCCUUCAAGCGACAAAUUCAAUAACUGGUGGCCAAACCGCUAGCCGCGGCAAGCUACUCGAAGUGGACUUAUCACAGCAAGACUUUGCCAAGAGGGAGAUCGAUAGAAAACGACUCUUUGGAGGUCAGGAUAGCCCAGAAAAGCCGAAAAGGCGCAACAGAAACCGCCGUGGUAGCGACGAUAUCAAGCGAGACCAGUUGGUUGAAGCAUUUUUAACCGAGAAUAAGCUUGACGUAUAUAAUGUGCCAGCGGCACAGAACAAAACAGGCUCAUCAGCGAGUGGCAAAACCUUGUCAGCAGAUGAUAUUAUGGCGGAGCAGUUCCAGCGCCAAUACAUGGACGAGUUGGCGAUGCGAAAUGCCCGCCGUAGACCGGCCAUCAACCAACCCAAAGGUGCAUCCGCAGCCCAGCAAGCUGCCGAGGAAGUUCUUAAGGGACCCAAGCUCGGUGGUAGUAAAAACAACCGAACAGCUGUCCGAAAUGCGCUUCUCAUGGCGCAGGAAAGAGGAAAACAGAGAUAAAGACCGUGUUUCAUAUUUGCAUCGGCGCUGGGGCGUUUUCAGUUACAAAGUUGUACUGUUCUUACAUAGCAAGUGUUCAAAUGGUGAAGUUCAGCCAAGAAAGCAAAGAAGUCAAUUUCAUCAAAGACGAUCUAUAAUUGAGAAACUCCGGCAGUAACAACACACAUCAUUGAAGUGUACAUGCAAAAUCCCGUUUAUAGCCAAGUCCGAUUGAGGCCACACAGAAAGAAAAAGGAAAGAGAGGAAAGACAGUCACUCAAAAACAAAAAAACGAGUGUACCUGAAUCCGAAAAGAACAAGUAAAAGGCAGCAAGCAUCCAAUCAUGAGCCAUCCAAGGAAAACAGCAAACAUAAACAGAAAGAAGCGAUCCGAACCCAGUCGUAAAAGGAAACCAAGAACAAACAAAUCCCGUUGCAACACCAUUUGCGAGAAUGAACCUCGAGAAAAGCACAGAUAUCCCAAGCCUAAUUAAAAUCAAAGCUACCCGUCCAGAAAAAAACAGCCAAGAAGAGGAAACGAAAACAAGAAGUAAAGGGCGCCAUGGAUAAGCUGGCUGCGAAGAAAAGAAAGUAGCAAAACAAGUCAGCCGAACACUGUAGGGAAUCAAAACAGAAGCAUUUCAAAAGCUGGACCUCAGCAAGAAAAUUGAUUGAGUGAUAGAGAAGAAGGAAGAAGAGCCAAACGGGAAGUAGGCGAUUCGAAAUAAUGUCGGUCCCAAACAUUAAUAUGCGUGAAGGAUGGAUCUAGACCUUCACUCUGAACGAGCCAAGAAGGUAACGAGCGAGGUUGACAGGUUUCAUAUGCAGAAAUCAUUCACCUGAUUUCAAGUUGGAAUGGCUUAAAGCGGCCGCCAAUGGUAGCGCAUCGAGGGCACUUUCGGCGAGCCCCGUGUUCAGCCAUUAGAAUUUCGACGCAAGGAGCGCAAAAUCCGCAGAUACAUUCUGUGCAAGCAUAUGAUCGCUUCAGUAGAGAGACGUUCUGGCAAGCCGCGCAGUAGAUUUGCGUGUUUUGGGAUGAGGAGGUAGGCGAUGAGUCUAGCCCACGGGAACCCAUAUGGAAGUUAUCGCCGCUCUCAACAGAUGGGAACGGCUCUUCUUGUGUAAAGGAGGGUGGUGUGAGUGCUUGUUGUAGGGGAGAUGCCUGAUAGUUUGAUGACUGAAAUUGUUGGCUGCUUGCUAGCGGGGGAGGGCCGCCUUGUAUGGAGACUGGAGAUUGAGGCAUCUAGGGCAACCGCAUUAGCAACUUCGCAUCCAUUGUGUUCUCAUUUUUCAACUUACAGGAGUGCGGUCUUCAAUAUCGCCUGCUGCGGAAGCGGCUUGGUCAGCAGCAUCAAUAAGGUCUUCCCAGCGUUUUCCAAAAUCGGUUGACGGCUCCAUAGAAAGAGCCUUGCGAUCCAUACCAGGUCUCAUAAUAUCCUCAUCCUGAAUACGGCGAAACCAGUCAUUACGGUGCAGGCUGCUCUUCUUUUUGUGGUAAGAUUCCUUGCUGCGCUUCGUCACAGAGUGUUUACGCGGUCUGUUAGGGCCGCUUUGGCGAUGAAUGGGGGGAAGGGUUGACGACCUUUCAGGCGGGGAGGUAGACAUGAGAGAAGGUAAAAUAUCCCUGCGUUGGCCAGAGAAUGGAUCACUAGUAAUGUCGUGGUGGGAAAUCUGAUGAAAUGAAGGAAGCUCAAUCGAGCUUCUAGGCCUAUGUCGACCGUCCACAUCAGAAUGGUAGCCCUAUGCCCUCAAAAUGUCAGUCUUCUAAUUAUGGCAUUGAAAGUGCGAUGAGUGUUGGUAGGAGAGAUAUAGCAGUCACCAUCAAUAUAAUUGGGUGGCAUAUACGUACGUCUGUAUCAUAAUCGCGCUCAGACUUGAUGCCAUGCAACUCGGCCAAAACGGCAGCGGCACUGGCAGUUCCGAGCAUAGAAUUUGGUGUUGCCGAAUAGUCAUCACCACGGUUGGAAGUUACUUGGCGGUCCCGGAAUCCUGCAUAAAAUUAUGGUAAGCCAAAACCGCCAUAAUUCAUAUGUUUAAUAACUGCAACGUACCUUGCGGGGCGGAGGUUGGAGACUGGUCGUUUGGGCGUUCAUGUGGAGGGGUAUUGAUCAUCAGAAGGAAGCUGUCUUCGGUCGCAGGGAGCUUGGGGAUGUAGUGCUCUGGGUGGGCGCGGCGGAUGUGCUCUUGCAUAGAUCGGAAUCGUUUUUCCUAUGAAGCAGGCUCAUGUUAGCAGCUAUGUCUCUUCUGUAUUGGAUGUUGAAAGGUGUUGGGAUCAAAACUGCAUCAGUGACAGCCGAGGUCACGAGCCGGCCAUUGCAGCAUUGACAUAGUGCCAGCUCUUCAUAUUUCAUAGCCAGGUUGAAAGGCAGGCAUAUCUAAAAAGGGAACUUACUCCGACGCAUCGCUUGCGGCAAUUCGAGCCAUCUUGGUUUCGUAGAGGACACACAACUUCAUUGUUGGCGUCGGUGACGGAGAACGUCGAGGUAAGUGACGUUCUGGGCGGCAUCUUUGACCCCACCAUGUGGUGAAGCAACUGGGUAUAUUUGAAAAGUGAGGUACCGCGUUGGUGGGAAGUUAAACUGGUUAUCGGAUAAGAGACUUGAUAUUUUGUGAAGCUGUAAAGGGCUGAAGCAUUUCAAGGUGCUCAGCAAUGAGUGGCGGCGGGCGAGCGGGUAUGGCUCUAUGUGCUUGGGUCCGCAGUGAUGAAGCUAUAGCGGAGCUGGGGAUACAGGUAGCUUGGGGUUGAUACAAGCUGCUGAUAGUAAGCUGGACAGCCCUGAGGAUGAAGGUGGUUAAAAAGCAAAAGAUCGAAAGAAACAAUGAGAGAAGAGUUAAUGGGAAGGACGAAGAAAAGAUGAAGAAAGGAUAAAAAAAAAUCUGGGCUUGAAGCUGUGAGAGAGAAAAAAGUCAAGAGGGC